UCUUUUGAAACCUUGACCUUUGAAAGCGUCAAAAUGGCAGACAGCGUGAGAACAAUUUUGGGUGGUGCUACAGAGUACUUAGCAGUUGCUGGAGCAGUGUCAGUUUCAUAUGUCGCAUUGAGGUUAUGCUUAUCAGUUUUUAAAGCACUGCAUACUUUCGUUUUGUCAAAAUAUGCAGGAAUCGGGCCGUAUCUACGCAAGAAGGGAGAGUGGGCAGUUGUUACUGGGGCAACUGAUGGUAUAGGCAAGGAAUAUGCUAUACAACUGGCUUCUUAUGGUAUUAAUAUUGUACUCAUCAGUAGAACACAAUCCAAACUUGAACAAGUUGCAGCUGAAAUAGAAUCCGCACAGAAGGUAAAGACCAGAAUUAUAGCUGCAGAUUAUUCCAAUGGUGAAACAAUUUAUGAUGAUAUAAGAAACAAGCUUCGUGGUCUUGAUAUAGGUGUUUUAGUAAACAAUGUGGGGCUUUCAUAUGAUUUCCCAGAAUUUUUCCUUGAUGUCCCAGACAGGGAUAAUUUUUUCAUGAAGCUUUUACAUGUGAAUUGUACAUCUAUGACAGCGAUGACUAGUAUAGUGUUACCAGACAUGUUGGAGAAGAAGAAAGGUGUGGUGAUAAAUGUAGCAUCAGCUGCUGGAUGUACACCUACACCAUUGUUGUCCGUGUACUCUGCUUGUAAGGCAUAUGUGAGAUACCUAUCUGAGUGUUUAAAUUUUGAAUAUGCUAGCAAAGGAAUUACUGUACAGUGUGUAAACCCCUACUUUGUGUGUAGUAACAUGAGUAAAGUAAGGAAACCAAGUAUGUUUAUUCCGUCUGCGAAGACUUAUGUAUGUUCAGCACUGAACACAGUUGGAAUUAGUUCUGUAACCAAUGGUUACUGGGUUCAUUCAUUAACAGACUGGUUGUUAGGCUCAUUUCCAAGCGCUUUGCGUGAGAAAUAUCAAUAUAAACUGUUACUUGAUCAAAACAAAAGAGCAAAAAGGAAGCAGGCUGGCAAGAAAGCAAAUUGAUAAAGGCUGUUUAUUGAUAGAGAGUUUCAACAAAACAUGAAAAUCAGGAGCUGUCUUUUUGGUUGAUGCAGAUUCCAAAUAAAACCCAUAUUUUUCCUUCAAGUGAUCCUGUUAUUGAACUUUUAUAACAUUUAAUGUUAAUGAUAAUAAUUUUUGUUAAACAUUUAAGAUAAGAAGAAAGUUGUUUAAAAAAAUUCAAAUUUUCUGAGAGAAAAAAAAGAGAAAAAGAUUUAACAUAUUGCUAACAACAUUAACUUUCAAAGUUGAAUUUAAACAAUGCUUUAUCAUGGAUAUAAUGUAGUAAUAAAUUAAUUCCAUUAUGGACCAAAGCUCAACAUCUUUUGUUGUUUUGAUUUUCUUUUCUACUGAAAAUAUAAAUACAAUGUACACUAUUUAUUCACUUUAUUUAAAGAAUGUAUGUAUGAAUGUAUUCCAAAGGAUGUAUGUUAAGAACUUACGAUAUAGGCUUUUCUUUCUGUUUACUUUAUUUGUUACUUUGUAUUAUUAUUUUUUCUUUAUUAAUGUUUUUUUUUUUUAAUCAGAUAUGUUAGUGAGAUAACUACAUGGUUAAAGUAUUGUGUUCAAUAGCAUAAUUAAUGCCAACACUGUAGUUAAACCCAUUGAGGCGCGUCAUGACAAAACCAACAUAAUGGGUUUGCGACCAGCAUGGAUCCAGAACAGCCUGCGCAUCCGCGCAGUCUGAUCAGGAUCAUGCUGUUCACUAUCUCUCUCUACUUGUUAUAGGGUUUGUAAGCGAACAGCAUGGAUCCUGAUCAGACUGCGCGAAUGCGCAGGCUGGUCUGGAUCCAUGCUGGUCGCAAACGCACUAUGUUGGUUUUGUCGUGACGUGGCUCAUUUACUCUACUGGAAGCAACUGAAUUUUACAAUAUGACCAGUGCAAGCCAAGAUCAGCUUGUACAUUGUACAUCCGUGAAACCUGAUCAUGAUACAUUAAAGUUAGUAUUUACUGUCUGAAUUGUGAACGGAUGAUACAAAGACUAAUAUUGCCCUAAAUGAUAGUAUAUUUUCUAUUACUUGGUGUGUAUUUUCUAUUACUUGGUGUGUAACUAUUUUAUUUUCUUACAUUUUUUAUCCUGAAUUUUGUCUGUUUUGCACUUAAUCAUUUUUAUAGAUGUUAAUUUAUUUUGAUAAUUCUCGUAUGUACAUUGUAAAUCAUGCAAUAGCAAUUUAAAUAAUCAAUAAAGAAUUAUUCACCUGA
Ruditapes philippinarum (Manila clam) is the source of this 2227-nucleotide messenger RNA. Its product is annotated as very-long-chain 3-oxoacyl-CoA reductase-like. The transcript is spliced from 10 exons. The coding region runs from base 34 to 1008 and encodes 324 amino acids. The record is from RefSeq and is a predicted model, not a curated record. Gene Ontology annotation, cellular component: endoplasmic reticulum. Gene Ontology annotation, molecular function: oxidoreductase activity. NCBI's taxonomy places the organism in Eukaryota, Metazoa, Mollusca, Bivalvia, Venerida, Veneridae.